Messenger RNA from Plasmodium inui San Antonio 1, 303 nucleotides. RefSeq lists its product as hypothetical. The record is from RefSeq and is a predicted model, not a curated record. Lineage: Eukaryota; Apicomplexa; Aconoidasida; Haemosporida; Plasmodiidae. Bases 1 to 303 code for a protein of 100 amino acids. The transcript has 2 exons.
AUGAAUUCGAUGGAGCAAAGAUAUCCAAAUGCCCUGGGGUACUAUAUACAUUUUAUAAUAAAGGCAGGAAACAAUACAGAAGGAAAUGAUGGCGAGACGAUUGAUAUCAAGACACUAUUAGUAAUCGGACAGGCAGAUAACAACUCCCUACUUAGACUAAGCCGUGCCAACUGUCUGAAGUUGCGAAGAAAAGGAGAGGAUCUAGGAGUAGAGAGGAGGCAGUACAGGAGGCUAAACAGCAGACUACCGCCCGUCAGGGCAGGCAAGAAUAGCAGUACCAAUGAAGAUGACUCAGAUUCCUAA